Silurus meridionalis is the source of this 1047-nucleotide messenger RNA. RefSeq names its product plasma membrane ascorbate-dependent reductase CYBRD1. The coding region runs from base 154 to 966 and encodes 270 amino acids. The transcript is spliced from 4 exons. The record is from RefSeq and is a predicted model, not a curated record. Gene Ontology annotation, molecular function: oxidoreductase activity. Gene Ontology annotation, cellular component: lysosomal membrane. Lineage: Eukaryota; Metazoa; Chordata; Actinopteri; Siluriformes; Siluridae.
GUUAUUGUCUGUUACGCAAUAGCGGUGGAUGUGGCAAGUUACAAAACAGUGAGGAGGAAAAAAAACCACUAGAGCAACUCAUAAGAGCCCUUCCCAUUCCUCCAGACUGCUUCAUCUGAUAGUGUUUCCGUCUACAAACCCUACACCACAGACAUGGAGAACCACAAGCCGUUCUUAGUGCUGCUGUUCUUCGCCUUCGCACUCGGGUUUAUCGCGGUUGUGUUCGUCCUGAGAUGGGUUUUACAUUUCAGAGAAGGUUUAGCCUGGGAUGGAGGAGCCAAAGAAUUCAACUGGCAUCCUCUUCUGGCUGUGACUGGUUUUAUUUUCCUGCAAGGAAUCGCAAUUGUUGUGUACAGACUUCCAUGGACGUGGAAGUGCAGUAAGCUGAUGAUGAAGUUUAUUCAUGCUGGCUUGAAUGUGCUGGCCUUCAUCCUGGCUGUUAUUUCUCUGGUAGCAGUGUUUGACUUCCACAACGUGCAAAAUAUUCCAAAUAUGUACAGCUUGCACAGCUGGGUGGGUUUAGCUGCAGUCAUACUCUUCACACUGCAGAUUGUGCUAGGAGUUUGCAUCUUCCUCCUGCCUGUAACUCCAGGAUAUGUGCGAGCUGCAUUUAUGCCUAUACAUAUAUUUAGUGGUCUGUUCAUCUUUACCACUGUAAUUGCUACUGCACUCAUGGGCAUCACAGAAAAGCUUAUAUUUGGCCUGAAAGAUCCAAAAUACAGAGAUUCUCCUCCAGAGGCCACAUUUGUUAAUGUGCUUGGGUUGCUGAUAACCAUGUUCGGGGCACUCGUACUGUGGGUUAGCACCCGGCCCUACUGGAAGAGACCGAGUGAGCAACUCCUACAAGCCCUGCACACUAGUGAUUCAGCCGCAGGCAGCACCAAGACGGUCAUAACAAAUUCUGAGAGCCCUGACCCAGAGCCUAACAGUGAGGCCCGCAGAAGAAAUGGCAAAGCAGAGGAAUAAGGACUGGUAUAAAAGAAGUGGUCUGAGACAUUAUUAUCUGCUCGGUCAAACUGCUUUACUCCAAGUAAACGUUAAAGAACA